AUGUCGCACGCCGAGAUUGACACCGACUCGCACAUCACCGUCGAGCAGAUCGAUGGCGAGGGAACCCGAUCCAAGGGAGAGACCAAGUCUCGCAAGGGUCAGUCAGUAGUACUUGGGGGCUUGAAUUCACCCUAGGGUGUGCCCCCUGGGCCCUCUCCUUUCCCCCCCGCCCGCGCCCACCCGCCGCCUUCUCCACCCACGUCUUGGCGGCCCCACUCCCACACACCACCUCACCGUGCAGACGCUGAUGAUCCGACCCUUCUUCGACUCGUAGCCCUCUCCAAGCUCGGACUGGUCGCCGUCCCCGGUAUCAAGCGAGUCGUGAUGCGCAGACAUCGUCAGGUCAGUCCAGUUCCCCACCGACGAGCAUCGAGCAGACGCAGCUCCCCUCGAAGGAAACCCCUACCACCGAACUGACCCUCGACCCUGUGUCCACGAAUUACGCUCACUCCACAGCAACUCCUCGUCGUCGCCGAUGCCCAGGUCUUCAAGUCGUGAGUAGGAGGAGCUCACUGCGACAGCUUUCACUCUGCACGAACUGAACUCGAACCCACACACCCCUCGUUACCAGCCCCUCGUCGGACUGCUACAUCGUCUUUGGCGAAGGGAAAUACGAGGAAACCGGCACCCGCGACUCCGAGUUCGCGCGUGCGAUGCAACAAACGGAGAUGUUGGAACGCCAGCAGCACAAAUCUGCCGCGUUGCCGCCUUCGAGCGAGGCUGGCCAGGUCGCCGGGGAUGGAUCCGGGGACCCCGAGGGGGAGAAUGGCUUGGAUGCUGAGGAGAGUGAGUCGAGAGAAGAUGGUUCUUAUGGAUGAAGAGCCUUAAAACGAACUAGGUUUCUGAUCAAGCCCAUCCUGCCGGGCCGCGUGCCUUUUUUGCUUUCUCCCUCGCAGUCAAGGUCGUGAUGGAGCAGGUCAGUAAUCUAGACCACGAAAGCCUCAGUUCGGCUUUCCAUUCAUCAUGCUGAUGCUACAGGAACGUACUUUCUCAGGCCAACUGCUCGCGAGCCAAGGGUUCGUUUUCGUGACCUCACGUCGGUCCGGCCCCCGCACUGACCACGUUCCCACGUCCGAUCUCUUUCCCACAGCCGUUCAAGCACUGAGAAGCACAAAGGGUGAUCUCGUACAAGCCAUCAUCGAGGCCAACUAA
Messenger RNA from Microbotryum saponariae, 1152 nucleotides. The record is from the annotation of a GenBank genome assembly. Lineage: Eukaryota; Fungi; Basidiomycota; Microbotryomycetes; Microbotryales; Microbotryaceae.